Erinaceus europaeus (western European hedgehog) is the source of this 4435-nucleotide messenger RNA. It is a transcript of the gene CYFIP1, whose product is annotated as cytoplasmic FMR1 interacting protein 1. Gene Ontology annotation, biological process: axon guidance; cell morphogenesis; regulation of translation. The record is from RefSeq and is a predicted model, not a curated record. Gene Ontology annotation, cellular component: synapse; SCAR complex; neuron projection. Gene Ontology annotation, molecular function: small GTPase binding; RNA 7-methylguanosine cap binding. Bases 26 to 3787 code for a protein of 1253 amino acids. Lineage: Eukaryota; Metazoa; Chordata; Mammalia; Eulipotyphla; Erinaceidae. The transcript has 31 exons.
UGAGGCAACUCCCCUGCAGGCCAGGAUGGCGGCCCAGGUGACACUGGAGGAUGCGCUGUCCAAUGUGGACCUCCUGGAAGAAUUACCUCUGCCUGACCAGCAGCCCUGCAUUGAGCCCCCGCCGUCCUCAUUGCUCUACCAGCCAAAUUUCAACACUAACUUUGAGGAUAGAAAUGCAUUUGUCACAGGCAUUGCAAGAUACAUUGAACAAGCAACUGUUCACUCCAGCAUGAAUGAGAUGCUAGAGGAAGGCCAAGAGUAUGCCGUCAUGCUGUACACCUGGAGGAGCUGCUCCCGUGCGAUUCCACAGGUGAAAUGUAAUGAACAGCCCAAUCGAGUGGAAAUUUAUGAGAAAACUGUGGAGGUCCUGGAACCCGAGGUCACAAAACUGAUGAAUUUCAUGUACUUCCAGAGGAAUGCCAUUGAACGCUUCUGUGGGGAGGUAAGACGACUGUGCCACGCUGAGAGGAGGAAGGACUUUGUGUCUGAAGCUUACCUGAUUACUCUGGGCAAAUUCAUCAACAUGUUCGCUGUGUUGGAUGAGCUGAAAAACAUGAAGUGCAGCGUAAAGAACGACCACUCAGCAUAUAAGAGAGCUGCUCAGUUUUUACGGAAGAUGGCAGACCCCCAGUCUAUCCAGGAAUCGCAGAAUCUGUCCAUGUUCUUGGCCAAUCAUAACAAGAUCACACAAUCGCUGCAGCAGCAGCUCGAAGUGAUUUCUGGCUAUGAGGAGCUACUAGCAGACAUCGUGAACCUGUGUGUAGACUACUAUGAGAACAGGAUGUACCUGACGCCCAGUGAGAAGCACAUGUUACUAAAGGUUAUGGGGUUUGGUCUGUAUUUGAUGGAUGGAAGUGUAAGCAACAUCUAUAAACUAGAUGCCAAGAAAAGAAUAAACCUAUCUAAAAUUGACAAAUACUUUAAGCAACUCCAGGUGGUUCCACUGUUCGGUGACAUGCAAAUAGAACUGGCAAGAUACAUCAAGACCAGUGCCCACUAUGAGGAAAAUAAAUCUCGGUGGACGUGCACCUCCUCUGGCAGCAGCCCGCAGUACAACAUCUGUGAGCAGAUGAUUCAGAUCCGGGAGGACCACAUGCGCUUCAUCUCAGAGCUGGCACGCUACAGCAACAAUGAGGUUGUCACAGGGUCAGGUCGCCAGGAAGCUCAGAAGACAGAUGCUGAGUACCGGAAGUUGUUCGACCUGGCGCUGCAGGGCCUGCAGCUCCUAUCCCAGUGGAGUGCUCACGUCAUGGAAGUGUAUUCAUGGAAACUUGUGCACCCAACGGACAAAUACUCCAACAAGGACUGUCCUGACAACGCAGAGGAAUACGAGCGCGCCACCCGCUACAACUACACCAGUGAGGAGAAGUUCGCUCUGGUGGAGGUGAUUGCCAUGAUCAAAGGCUUACAGGUGCUGAUGGGCAGAAUGGAGAGUGUGUUCAAUCAUGCCAUCCGCCACACCAUCUAUGCUGCGCUGCAGGACUUCUCCCAGGUCACUCUCAGGGAGCCAUUGCGGCAGGCCAUCAAGAAGAAAAAGAACGUCAUUCAGAGUGUCCUGCAGGCCAUCAGGAAGACUGUGUGUGACUGGGAGACAGGACAUGAGCCCUUCAAUGACCCGGCCCUGCGUGGAGAGAAGGACCCCAAGAGUGGCUUCGACAUCAAAGUGCCCCGGCGAGCUGUGGGCCCCUCCAGCACACAGCUUUACAUGGUGAGAACCAUGCUAGAGUCCCUCAUUGCAGACAAAAGUGGUUCCAAGAAAACUUUGAGAAGUAGCCUUGAGGGGCCUACCAUAUUGGACAUAGAAAAAUUCCACCGCGAGUCAUUCUUCUACACUCACUUGAUAAAUUUCAGUGAGACGCUCCAGCAGUGCUGUGACCUUUCACAGCUGUGGUUCCGUGAGUUCUUCUUGGAGUUGACGAUGGGCAGGAGGAUCCAGUUUCCCAUUGAGAUGUCCAUGCCUUGGAUCCUGACCGACCAUAUCCUGGAGACUAAAGAGGCAUCCAUGAUGGAGUAUGUGCUAUAUUCCUUGGACCUGUACAACGACAGUGCCCACUAUGCCCUUACCAGGUUCAACAAGCAGUUUCUCUACGACGAAAUCGAGGCAGAGGUGAAUCUGUGCUUUGACCAAUUUGUUUACAAGCUGGCAGACCAGAUAUUUGCAUAUUAUAAAGUUAUGGCAGGAAGUUUGCUUCUUGAUAAACGCCUGCGAUCAGAGUGUAAGAACCAGGGGGCAACGAUCCACCUGCCACCCUCAAACCGCUAUGAGACUCUGCUCAAGCAGAGGCAUGUACAGCUCCUGGGAAGGUCCAUAGACCUCAAUCGGCUGAUUACCCAGCGGGUCUCAGCAGCCAUGUAUAAGUCUCUAGAACUGGCAAUCGGACGAUUUGAAAGUGAAGAUCUGACAUCUAUAGUUGAGCUGGAUGGCCUUUUGGAAAUAAACCGCAUGACCCACAAACUGCUGAGCAGAUACCUGACGCUGGACAGCUUUGACGCCAUGUUCCGGGAGGCUAAUCACAACGUGUCUGCACCCUAUGGAAGAAUCACCCUCCAUGUCUUCUGGGAGCUCAACUAUGACUUCCUUCCUAACUACUGCUAUAAUGGAUCUACCAACCGAUUUGUUCGAACAGUAUUACCAUUUUCUCAAGAGUUUCAAAGAGAUAAACAACCUAAUGCACAACCUCAGUAUUUGCAUGGAUCAAAGGCUCUGAACCUGGCCUACUCCAGCAUUUAUGGCAGCUACCGGAACUUUGUGGGGCCUCCGCAUUUCCAGGUCAUCUGCAGGCUGCUGGGCUACCAGGGCAUCGCUGUGGUCAUGGAGGAGCUACUGAAGGUCGUCAAGAGCCUGCUGCAAGGCACCAUCCUGCAGUAUGUGAAGACGCUGAUGGAGGUGAUGCCCAAGAUCUGCCGGCUUCCCCGGCAUGAGUACGGCUCUCCUGGAAUCCUGGAAUUCUUCCACCACCAGCUGAAGGACAUCGUAGAAUAUGCAGAGCUAAAGACUGUGUGCUUCCAGAACCUGCGGGAGGUGGGCAACGCUGUCCUCUUCUGCCUGCUGAUUGAGCAGAGUCUGUCUCUGGAAGAAGUGUGUGACCUGCUGCAUGCAGCACCUUUUCAGAACAUCUUGCCACGGGUUCAUGUGAAAGAGGGAGAGAGACUUGAUGCCAAGAUGAAAAGGCUGGAAUCAAAGUAUGCCCCACUGCAUCUUGUCCCUCUAAUUGAAAGACUGGGGACCCCUCAGCAAAUUGCAAUUGCAAGAGAGGGGGACUUGCUGACCAAGGAGCGUCUCUGUUGUGGCCUGUCUAUGUUUGAGGUCAUCCUAACUCGGAUCCGGUCAUUUCUGGAUGAUCCCAUCUGGCGUGGGCCUCUGCCCAGCAAUGGCGUCAUGCAUGUGGAUGAAUGUGUGGAGUUUCACAGACUGUGGAGUGCCAUGCAGUUUGUCUACUGCAUUCCUGUGGGAACACAUGAGUUCACAGUUGAGCAGUGUUUUGGUGAUGGGCUCCACUGGGCUGGUUGCAUGAUCAUUGUACUUCUUGGGCAACAACGACGCUUUGCUGUCCUGGAUUUCUGCUACCAUUUACUUAAAGUCCAGAAGCAUGACGGCAAAGAUGAGAUAAUCAAAAACGUGCCCUUGAAGAAGAUGGUAGAGAGAAUUCGCAAAUUCCAGAUUCUGAAUGAUGAGAUCAUCACCAUCUUGGACAAGUACUUGAAGUCUGGUGAUGGAGAAAGCACACCUGUGGAGCAUGUGCGCUGCUUCCAGCCCCCCAUCCACCAGUCCCUGGCCAGCAGCUGAGGACAUGUUUAUUACCUGUUUUCGAGGACUCCCAAUACUAAUAGCAUUUAAGGGCAUGCUUUUCUUUCCAUAAACCAUGUAGUGAAAUUUUUAGGGACUAUUUUUCAGUAUCUUUGUGCCUGUUUAAGAAAAGGGGGGGGGUCUUUGCAAUCUAAAAGCUUAAUUUUAUAAAAUUAUUUUUCUAGACUAAAAUUGUAUAUGCUUUUGGUAAUUAGAAAUUCUGAGACUAUUGGCUGCUGAUUGUUGCUAUCAUGUUCUUACAAUAUGUUCCCCCCCCCACCCCCCCCGGGGAUGUUCCAACAUCUAGCUGUGUCAUAAAAUGCUGAGUUAAUCCAUUAACAGUUUAGGGAAGGGUCAGUAGGGUUUAAAAGACAUUUACAGAUUUAAGCAAGAGACAAUAUCAACUAAUUGUAAUAAAAUCAUUUGCCAAUUAGAAUUAAACUUAAUGAGUAAUUAUUUAGCUUUUCCUUAGGAUUUUUCUGAUGCGGUCUUUUAUGAAUACACUUUUCUAAGUCCUCCUCCCCCCUUUUGUGUAUCAGUGUAUAAGAAAAAUGAAUUUCACUUCUUUGCUUCCAAUAAAUCCAGUUACCCCCAACUCUUAAAUCGUAUGGUUUAAAAGUUAUAGAAAUAAAAACAAAUUGAAGCCUC